Fomitiporia mediterranea MF3/22 is the source of this 888-nucleotide messenger RNA. RefSeq names its product mitochondrial 50S ribosomal protein L5. The record is from RefSeq and is a predicted model, not a curated record. Gene Ontology annotation, molecular function: structural constituent of ribosome; RNA binding. NCBI's taxonomy places the organism in Eukaryota, Fungi, Basidiomycota, Agaricomycetes, Hymenochaetales, Hymenochaetaceae. Gene Ontology annotation, cellular component: ribosome; cytosolic large ribosomal subunit. The transcript has a single exon. Gene Ontology annotation, biological process: translation. The coding region runs from base 1 to 888 and encodes 295 amino acids.
AUGCGAAAACUCGCCGUCGCUUUUCGUGCGAGGAGGCCAACGACUACACGCAUCUCCCAAACAACUCGAAUACGACCAUGGAAAAAAGACGAACGAGGUCUACCAACCCCACACGUCAACGUUCUCGUCAGGGACACACAUCUCAGUCGUCUCCACGACCACUACCAACAAACACUCCGAGACGACCUAAUGUACAUGACCUACAUACACGAACCCAAAGCCCGCCCACCAGCUAAAGAAAUCCGACUCACAUACGACCCCGAAGACCCAUACUCAAAAUAUCGGAAAAACCUGCCCGUCGGUGGCUUGCAAAUUGGUAAAAAACCAGCACCGAUCGCGAGCCCGGAAAACGUCGUGAAACUCGAGAAGAUAUGUUUGCACUCGAUGCAGAAGACGGCGUUGUCGAGUAGGAGUAACUUGUUAGGGACGAUUAUGGCUUUUCGAGCGAUCUCGGGCGAGACGGAGCAGGGAGGUGGGUGGAUGAGCUCGAGUGGUGUACAGCUUGUGCGCGGAAAGAAAAACGUGUCGGGGUGGGUUAGGCCUGGUUUACCGAUUGGUGUGAAGGUUGAGAUUAAGGGAGAGAAGAUGUAUGAGUUCCUCGGGACGCUCGUCCAGUUUGUCCUUCCACGAUUGAGGGAAUUCGAAGGCGUCGUUCUUCCCCCUGCAUCUGUAAAUCUGGCUACUCCUGCUGGUGUAUCUGGCGUCGUUUCGAUGGGCUUACCACCAGACGCUAUGGGUUUCUUCCCCCAGAUUGAAGUCAACCAGGACAUGUACCCUCGUAUGUACGGCAUGCACAUCCAUUUCGUGACGAAUGCAGAAGGUGCCGGUGCGCAGAACAAGGCUAGAGCCCUGCUAUCUGGAUUCCAACUACCCUUUGCUCGUCGAUGA